Molecule: messenger RNA, 1749 nt
Organism: Ornithorhynchus anatinus (platypus)
Lineage: Eukaryota; Metazoa; Chordata; Mammalia; Monotremata; Ornithorhynchidae
Gene: HNRNPA2B1
Product: heterogeneous nuclear ribonucleoprotein A2/B1
Exons: 11
Coding region: 203-1237 (344 amino acids)
Molecular function (GO): RNA binding
Source: RefSeq, a predicted model, not a curated record
CAGAAGCGCAGCAGCGGCGGCCGCGGCAGCAGCAGCAGCAGACCGAGCAGCAGCGUUGGCGGCACCCCGGCAGCGGUGUCAUUUCUCGGGCAGAGACAGUCCCCACCCCGGCGCCAGGACGAGUCCGGUUCGAGUUCGACCGCGGAGAUCUCUCUCAUCUCGCUCGGCUGCGGGUAAUCGGGCUGAAGCGACUGAGUCCGCGAUGGAGAGAGAAAAGGAACAAUUUCGUAAAUUGUUCAUUGGUGGCUUGAGCUUUGAAACCACAGAAGAAAGUUUGAGAAACUACUACGAGCAAUGGGGAAAACUUACAGACUGUGUGGUAAUGAGGGAUCCGGCAAGCAAACGAUCCAGGGGAUUUGGUUUUGUGACAUUUUCAUCUAUGGCCGAAGUUGACGCAGCAAUGUCUGCAAGACCUCAUUCAAUUGAUGGAAGAGUGGUUGAGCCUAAAAGAGCAGUAGCCAGAGAGGAAUCUGGAAAACCUGGGGCUCAUGUUACUGUGAAGAAACUGUUUGUUGGUGGAAUUAAAGAAGAUACUGAAGAACAUCACCUUAGGGACUACUUUGAGGAAUAUGGGAAAAUUGAUACCAUUGAAAUAAUUACAGAUAGACAAUCUGGUAAAAAACGGGGCUUUGGCUUUGUUACAUUUGAUGACCAUGACCCUGUGGAUAAAAUUGUGUUGCAGAAAUACCAUACCAUCAAUGGCCAUAAUGCAGAAGUAAGAAAAGCCUUAUCUAGGCAAGAAAUGCAGGAAGUUCAAAGUUCUAGGAGUGGAAGAGGAGGUAACUUUGGUUUUGGAGAUUCACGUGGUGGUGGUGGAAAUUUUGGACCAGGACCUGGAAGCAAUUUCAGAGGUGGAUCUGAUGGAUAUGGAAGCGGUCGUGGUUUUGGGGAUGGUUACAAUGGGUAUGGCGGAGGACCUGGAGGUGGCAAUUUUGGAGGUAGUCCUGGUUAUGGAGGAGGAAGAGGAGGAUAUGGUGGUGGAGGAGGAGGACCUGGCUAUGGCAACCAGGGUGGGGGCUACGGAGGUGGUUAUGACAACUAUGGAGGAGGCAAUUACGGAAGUGGAAACUAUAAUGAUUUUGGAAACUACAACCAACAACCUUCCAAUUACGGUCCAAUGAAGAGUGGAAACUUUGGUGGUAGCAGGAACAUGGGAGGACCAUAUGGUGGUGGAGGGAAUUAUGGUCCUGGAGGAAGUGGAGGAAGUGGGGGAUAUGGAGGGAGAAGCCGAUAUUAAGCCUUUUCCUAUUUUGCAGUGGGCUUCACUGUAUAAAUAGGAGAGGAUGAGAGCCCAGAGGUAACAGAAACAGCUUCAGGUUAUCGAAAUAACAAUGUUAAGGAAACUCUUAUCUCAGUCAUGCAUAAAUAUGCAGUGAUAUGGCAGAAGACACCAGAGCAGAUGCAGAGAGCCAUUUUGUGAAUGGAUUGGAUUAUUUAAUAACAUUACCUUACUGUGGAGGAAGGAUUGUAAAUGCCUUUGAGACAGUUUCUUAGCUUUUUAAUUGUUGUUUCUUUCUAGUGGUCUUUGUAAGAGUGUAGAAGCAUUCCUUCUUUGAUAAUGUUAAAUUUGUAAGUUUCAGGUGACAUGUGAAACCUUUUUUAAGAUUUUUCUCAAAGUUUUGAAAAAGCUAUUAGCUAGGAUCAUGGUGUAAUAAGACAUAACGUUUUCCUUUACAAAAAAUUUAAGUGCGUGUGUAGAGUUAAGAAGCUGUUGUACAUUUAUGAUUUAAUAAAAUAAUUCUAAAGGAA